This is a messenger RNA of Leptonychotes weddellii (Weddell seal), 1620 nucleotides long. The record is from RefSeq and is a predicted model, not a curated record. NCBI's taxonomy places the organism in Eukaryota, Metazoa, Chordata, Mammalia, Carnivora, Phocidae.
AGGCCCGAGGGGAAGAAUCUUUUCCUUUGCCUCUUCCAGCUUCUGGAGGCCGCCUGUAUUCAUCCGCUCAUGGCCCUUUACUCCACCUUCAAAGCCAACAAGGCUGUUGAAGAGCCGGGCGUCACGAUGACCGAGCGCUUUGACUGCCACCAUUGUGAAGAAUCUCUCUUUGGCAAGAAGUACAUCCUGAGGGAGGAGAGCCCCUACUGUGUGGCGUGCUUUGAGGCCCUCUAUGCCAACACUUGCGAGGAGUGUGGGAAGCCCAUCGGCUGUGACUGCAAGGACUUGUCCUACAAGGACCGACACUGGCAUGAGGCCUGUUUCCACUGCUCGCGGUGCAAGAGCUCGCUAGUGGACAAGCCCUUCGCUGCCAAGGAGGACCAGCUGCUGUGCACGGGCUGCUACUCCCACGAGUACUCAUCCAAGUGCCAGGAAUGCAAGAAGACCAUCAUGCCAGGUCAGGACGCGCCCUGCCCCCGCGGUGCCGCAGAGCACGCUUGCACUUUUCUUCCCUUCCACUUGCUGAAUCCGUGCUUGGUGGGCUAUUUCAACAAACGGGCAUUGUGCCCGCUGUGCGCCCGGUGCUGGGCUGGGAGCCGGGGGGUUAAGGAGUCGUGAGGGGAGAGCACACCCCGUCCCCUGUCCUCCUGGACUCCGUGGUCUAGACAGACGUUCAUUCUCAACAGACCCAGACUUGAUCACAGCUGGGUCAAGUGUUAAACGAGUAAUAAGGGUGACUUGCUGGUAUGGGGAGGAUGGGACGGUGUCCCUUGUUUCUUGGGCGAAGUUGGCUUGUUCUCUUUUGUGGGAGAGAGGAAGCUCUUAUUUUAAAACACUGAGUGAACAAAAGUAUAUAGACUUUUUAAAUACGGCAUUCAAAAAAGUCUUGCUAGGCACAUCCAGAAAUGAGGGCAAGGAGAGGAAUCACCAGGAGUGAAGCAUGAAGCAGUGGCCAGGCCCCUGGCACCCAGUCACGUGGCUGGGACGCAGCCUGCCGUGAGGCCUUGGAGAGACGUGGCCCUGAGGCCCCCGUCGGCGGGUGCUGGCAGAGCUUCUCCCAAAUCAGGCUCAGGGUGGCAGCAGGGGCGCCAGUCAGGCCCGCCUUCCAGAUGCCGAGAAGCCCCGGCCAGCUGGCCGAUGCGCCCCACAUCGCCCGGGAGGGUGCCUACCUUCAAAACAGCCGCUGAGGAGGCAGCGGGGAAGCAUCUUUCAUCCCAGGGAGGUUUAGAGUUAAGGGCAGACAUAGGAAGAAAUCUAACGCACAGUAAUAAUGUGUUCAAUCUGAUGAAGUAGCUGUGAAGGUUUAAAAAAGUGGUCUGAAGAGUAAAUUAAAGUGCACGUGAUUGAGGCUUGUGAUUUCAAAUGGGAAUUUCCUUAAUUUAUCACCUGUCGUGAUGUUCAGGGUAUCUUACGAUUCGUCAUAUUCACAAGCUUAAUUCGUUUCAACAACAAUCACUUAAGGACUUGAGGUUUGGUGUAUUGGUUGAGGUUUUUUAAAGGGAUAUCAAGUAUGUGAAGCGUUCAAGUGUAGUUUUAAAGGAGCUGAGGUGUGGGGGCACCUGAGUGGCUCAGUCGAUUGAGCAUCUGACUCUGGAUUUGGGCUCAGGUCAUGAUCUCAGG